This is a messenger RNA of Danaus plexippus (monarch butterfly), 1252 nucleotides long. RefSeq names its product translocon-associated protein subunit alpha. The coding region runs from base 127 to 969 and encodes 280 amino acids. Gene Ontology annotation, cellular component: endoplasmic reticulum membrane; endoplasmic reticulum. The transcript has 5 exons. Lineage: Eukaryota; Metazoa; Arthropoda; Insecta; Lepidoptera; Nymphalidae. The record is from RefSeq and is a predicted model, not a curated record.
AUUGGCAUUGGUGAGAUUGAGUGUACGCGGUGGUGGCUGUAUUGUAUCGAAUGAAGUGAAUGGUCAGUCACUUCAAUAUAUCAUUUACAUAUUAGACAAAAAUAAGUUAAUACAAUAAAAAUCAAAAUGAAACUAUUUUUUAUUACGUUAUUGGUUCUACCGGCACUACUCUGCUUCCAAAGCUCCAGCACAAUAUUUGCUAGAGCAGAUGAGGAUGAACUUGAUGAUGUAGUGGACAUUGAGGGUGAAGACAACCAGGUGGUGGGAGACGACGCUCUCGGUGAUGACGAUGAUUCAAUUGUUAAAUCAUCACAAGAUGUUGACACAACUAUACUGUUCAUGAAACCCAUCACCAGUUACGGUGAUGUGGCAUUCGAUCUUCAAGCUGGCUACCCUGUUGAGUUCCUCGUUGGCUUCAUUAACAAGGGCUCUGAAGACUACAUCGUUGAGACUAUGGAGGCCUCUUUCCGUUAUCCCAUGGACUACAACUAUUACAUUCAGAAUUUCACAGCACUACCUUACUACAGAGAGGUCAAGCCUAAACAAGAGGCUACAUUCGCUUACUCAUUCAUCCCCAACGAGGCUUAUGCCGGACGUCCAUUCGGACUUAACAUUCAGCUCAACUAUAGAGACGCCAGCGGAAACUACUAUCAGGAAGCCGUAUACAACCAGACAAUCAACAUUGUCGAAGUAUCCGAAGGACUUGAUGGAGAGACAUUUUUCUUGUAUGUCUUCCUUGGUGCCGCCUGUGUGUUGACCUUAGUUCUUGGACAACAAGCAUUAUCUUCACUCGCAAGAAGAUCAAGGUCCCCACGAUCCGUGUCUAAGCCCAUUGAGACCGGAACUGCCACUAAUGUUGACUAUGACUGGUUGCCAAAGGAUGUGGCUAACCAACUUAAAAAAUCACCCAAAACCCCCAAACAGUCACCACGCGCGAGGAAAGCGAAAAGAUCUGCCGGCGAUGAUUAAGAAGUCCAGUUAUUUAAGAAACAUCACACCCACGUGUGAGAAGAUGCAGUGUGUGAUUGUGAACGCAGCUAAAAUAAGAUUAGGUCUUAUAGUUCUGUCAAACUAAUUUUUUUUACGAACAUCAUCCAUGGUUGAAUGUAGCCAGCCUAAUCUUAUUUAAGUUGUGUUGAAUUAAGACUGUGUGAUUUUUAGUUGAUGAGUAAGUUAUGGAACAAAAUGUGUGGACAGCCUUGUAAUGUUUGCGGUGAUGAGAAGACAUAAUUUAAUUAAAAUGUUAAUUUUU